Molecule: messenger RNA, 296 nt
Organism: Salpingoeca rosetta
Lineage: Eukaryota; Choanoflagellata; Craspedida; Salpingoecidae
Exons: 2
Coding region: 87-296 (69 amino acids)
Source: RefSeq, a predicted model, not a curated record
GGGCACGCCGCAGUACAUGGCGCCAGAGGCACUGACGGGCGACAAGUACAGCUUUUGAGGCAGAUGUGUGCAGCUUUGGCGUGCUGAUGUGGGAGGUGGGGACGCAGCGACCACCUGAUCUGAUUGAGCAGGAGAGGGAGAAGGGGAGCGAGUAUCGGGGACCGAUCCUCGCCACCAUCAGCAACCUGAUGAAGGAUGGGAAGCGGUUGCGAUUUGAUGAUGGUGAAGAAGAUGCCAUCCCCGAGUGGUUCCAGUCGCUGACGUACAACCGCAUGGCGCAGAACUCGCGUGAGUGA